AUGGAGAAAACUGAUAUUUUUAAACCCAUUAUAACCACCUUGACCGAACCAAACUAUAAUCUCUGGGUCCAAGGAAUGAAGAGUUUUCUGAUCGGACGCAAGCUUUGGCGCAUAAUCACCGGAGAUGUCGUCAAGCCAACUCAAGACAAAGAUGAAUCUACUGCAAAAUUUGCGAACCGCCUUGAAGAUUGGGAUAGUAAAAAUCACCAGAUCAUCACGUGGCUGCGCAACACGUCUCUACCGUCUAUUCACAUUCAGUUUCAUAACUACGAUUCUGUAAAAGAAAUUUGGGAUUUCUUGAAAAAUCGCUAUCAAACCACUGACCUUGCACAUUAUUAUCAGUUAUGGACCACACUUCACAAUACCAAGCAAGAACCUGGUCAAUCAGUGAAUGAUUUUCUCGCUCAAGUCCAACCAAUUUGGCAUCAAAUAUCGCUUUCCAAAAUCAGUGAAGACCACCUUCAUCUCACUCAAGUCCUUAUGGCUCUUCGGCCCGAAUAUGAAGCCGUACGAGCCUCACUGCUGCAUCGAAAUCCGCUUCCAUCAUUGGACACUGCUAUUCAAGAAAUCAUUUUUUGA
Vicia faba (fava bean) is the source of this 579-nucleotide messenger RNA. The record is from the annotation of a GenBank genome assembly. NCBI's taxonomy places the organism in Eukaryota, Viridiplantae, Streptophyta, Magnoliopsida, Fabales, Fabaceae.